AUGUCAGCCACAACGCCCUCCACUACGACCAAAGCUGGCGCUGCCACCGAUGCACUGGCAGCAGCGUGCGGUCCUUUAGCUGCAGGGCCCGGUGACCCCUCUUUCUUCUCAUUCUUGCCCCCCGCCGUGCUCUUGCCUGCCGUCUGCUUCUGCAGUGGCUUCUUGCCCUUGCCCGUCGUCUGCUUCUGCUUCCUUGGCGUCAUUGCUGUCAUGCGCAGCCGACGUCUUUGCUGCAGCAGGGCUGGCAGACCCUGCCGCGAGCUUUGGUGGUGGCACUCGCUUAGACUCCAUCGCCAGCGUCGUGUGCUUCGCUGGCUUCUUCCGUGUCACCUUCUUCGCUCUGACAGCUCCUUCGUUGCUCUGCUUCUGCCCAGCCCGGCGGAUGCACCACCCGUGGCGCUCACCUCGCGCAGAAGUCGUCGCUCCUGGUCCAUGAGCUGGUAUCGCGGUGCUUUGGGGAUUGGUGCGACCAUCUUCGUCUUGGCCGUCGCUUUGGAGGAUGAGCGCUUUGGUGGCUGUGGGCCACUCAAAGAUGGUGGGUGCGGCGCAUUGGUUUUUAUCCCGUUCAACCAGACCCAGUUUAUGGACCCCUAA
Messenger RNA from Phytophthora sojae, 594 nucleotides. RefSeq lists its product as hypothetical. The transcript has a single exon. NCBI's taxonomy places the organism in Eukaryota, Oomycota, Peronosporomycetes, Peronosporales, Peronosporaceae. The record is from RefSeq and is a predicted model, not a curated record. The coding region runs from base 1 to 594 and encodes 197 amino acids.